AUACCUACUAUAAACAUGAAAGUCUUUGUAGUAUUUGCAUUAGCGUUAGCUUGCGUUUCGGCAGCUUCUAUACCAGAAACUCCUGUUUCUCUUAAGGACGUAACAGGUGUUAAUGGUAAUGAAGGUCGUAUAACUAAUGGAAUUGCUGCCUAUGCUGGUCAAUUUCCUUACCAGGCUGGCUUAUCACUAAGAAGUCAAUCUGGAUCAUUUUGGUGCGGAGGUUCAUUAAUCGGCAAUUCAUGGGUGUUGACUGCUGCUCAUUGCACUGAUGGAGUGGAAUCUGUAACAGUAUAUUUGGGAAGCACUGUUCGUACUGUUGCCAAAGUGGCUUUGACCGUUAGCGCUAGCUCCAUUAUUCAACAUGCUGAAUAUAACCAAUACACUUUUGCCAAUGAUUUGUCUUUAAUCAAAAUUCCUGAAGUUGCCUAUACCGCUGAAAUCCAACCUAUUAGCUUACCAGCUAUUUCUAAUGCAUACUCAACCUAUGUUGGCAGUUAUGCCACCGCUUCCGGUUGGGGACGUACCUCUGAUAAUGGAGCAGUUGUAUCGUCAUUGAAUUAUGCCCAGCUUUUAGUUAUCACAAAUGAAGUGUGCGCUCAAUUUUAUGGUAACUCGCUAGUUACGGCCAAUACAAUUUGUGUUGCGACAACUGGCGGUACAUCCACUUGCCAAGGUGAUUCCGGUGGUCCAUUAGUUUUGGACUAUGUGCUUAUUGGUGUAACAUCGUUUGUACCUUCUUCUGGCUGCCAAAAUGGGAAUCCAUCUGGAUUUGUCCGUGUAACCAGUUACUUGAACUGGAUUCAGUAUUAUACUGGUAUAUCCUACUAAUUAACUUUUAAAACUCUGCAUUUUGAACAAAUUAUGAAUUUUAAAAUAUCCUAGAAUGAAAAUAUGAUUUGAAUAUGAAUAAAUACUAAUUUAUCAUGUA
Calliphora vicina (urban bluebottle blowfly) is the source of this 928-nucleotide messenger RNA. Its product is annotated as collagenase-like. The transcript has 2 exons. Gene Ontology annotation, biological process: proteolysis. The record is from RefSeq and is a predicted model, not a curated record. Gene Ontology annotation, molecular function: serine-type endopeptidase activity. Lineage: Eukaryota; Metazoa; Arthropoda; Insecta; Diptera; Calliphoridae. The coding region runs from base 16 to 828 and encodes 270 amino acids.